Molecule: messenger RNA, 1337 nt
Organism: Staurois parvus
Lineage: Eukaryota; Metazoa; Chordata; Amphibia; Anura; Ranidae
Source: the annotation of a GenBank genome assembly
AUGAACGGGAGCAGCCACUCCCCCACUGCUAUCAAUGGAGCCCCAUCUACCCCCAAUGGUUUCAGCAACGGACCGUCUGCGUCAUCCUCGGCUGCACUGACCAAUCAGCAGCUGCCCCCAGCCUGUGGGGCCCGGCAGCUCAGCAAACUCUCAAGCGCUUCCUGACUACAUUGCAGCAGUUUGGCAGCGACAUCUCUCCGGAGAUCGGGGAGCGGGGGGUGCGGCCCUGGUGCUGGGACUGGUGAAUUCCACGCUCACAAUCGAAGAAUUUCACUCGAAACUGCAAGAAGCAACCAACUUCCCCCUCCGCCCUUUCGUCAUCCCGUUCCUAAAGGCUAACCUUCCAUUGCUGCAGCGGGAGCUCCUUCACUGCGCCCGCCUGGCAAAGCAAAGCCCGGCUCAGUACCUGGCCCAGAAUGAACAGCUGCUCCUGGACACCAGCGUCAGCGGCUCACCCAGCGACUCCUCCGAUCAGCUCCUACUGGAUGUGAAUGAGAACGGCAAGCGGACGGACACCUGACAGGACCAAAGAGAACGCACAGGAAGGUCUCCACCCGGAUCACCUUGCCAAGCGGCCAUGCACCACAAGCCCCGCUCAAAGAUACAGUCCCAGCAAUGGACUACUCCAUCCGCCCACCAAUGGACUCCCACACCCCCUCCCCCCACCUCCUACUCAGCACUACCGCUUGGAAGACAUGGUGCUGGCCCAUCACUACCGCCAUACAGACCCUCGGGAGCUGAGAGAUCGAUAUCGGCAGGCAGCUGUGCAUGAGGUCAUUGAUCACCGGCUGACAGACCGGGAGUGGGCAGAAGAGUGGAAACAACUCAACAAUCUGUUAAACUGCAUUAUGGAUAUGGUGGAGAAAACCCGGCGCUCGCUGACGGUCCUCCGCCGCUGCCAGGAAGCAGACCGAGAAGAGCUCAACCACCGGCCACGGCGCUACAGUGAUGCGGAGGACCUGAAAAAGAGCGUCAGCUCUGUGAGCCAGCCGGCGCGGCACCACAACAGCUCUUCAAGCACCGAGUCCUCACCAGCAGAGCCAUCGAGGGACUUCCUACAUAGGCCGCCGCCUGGCUACAUGCCUGAGGAGAUCUGGAGGAAGGCAGGGCUCAUCUUCACCUCUGAGCUGUCUCUCUGCCCGCACAGAGGAGGCGGUGAACGAAGUCAAGCGGCAGGCCAUGUCCGAACUGCAGAAGGCCGUGUCGGAAGCGGAGCGCAAGGCUCACGACCUCAUCACUUUAGAGAGAGCCAAAAUGGAGCGAGCGCUGGCGGAGGCGAAGCGGCAAGCAUCCGAGGACGCAGUCUCCGUCAUCAACCAGCAGGAGGACUCAAGUGA